This is a messenger RNA of Eriocheir sinensis (Chinese mitten crab), 4644 nucleotides long. RefSeq names its product LIM/homeobox protein Lhx9-like. Gene Ontology annotation, biological process: regulation of transcription by RNA polymerase II; neuron differentiation. The record is from RefSeq and is a predicted model, not a curated record. Gene Ontology annotation, molecular function: DNA-binding transcription factor activity, RNA polymerase II-specific; RNA polymerase II transcription regulatory region sequence-specific DNA binding. Bases 320 to 1720 code for a protein of 466 amino acids. Gene Ontology annotation, cellular component: nucleus. Lineage: Eukaryota; Metazoa; Arthropoda; Malacostraca; Decapoda; Varunidae. The transcript has 7 exons.
ACGAAGCCCCGCCCCCUAACGCCGUGUGGUUGGUUGGCUUCGUCGGAGUAGUAUUGUAAACAGUUGCGCUUGAUCUUGCGUGCUGAGAGCGUUGGGGGUUGCGCGGACAUCGAGUGUGGGGCCGAAAACUGUUGGUGUGUGAUAAUCUGAGAACAAAUAUGUAUGCGGACGGGAAUUAGAAAGGAGGAUAAAAAAGUUUGGAUAAAUGCAGAGGUGAUGCUAAGCGCGUGUCGAGUGGACGGAGACAGGAGACGGUAGACAGUGAGUGGACGGGGGUGAGGCAGAGGCGGCCGACACUGCGAGCACCAUUCUGUCUCUCAUGGGUUUAUACGACGGCUCAAGGGCCCCACAGGAUAUGUACUGGUUUGGGCCUACAGAGGGAGCCUAUGACCCUGGAUGCGACCCGUCUCCCACCAUGCCGCAGCUCCACGACCACGCCCACGCCCACGACCACGCCCACGCCCACGAGCAGGCGCCCCUCACGCCCUCCUCCUCCUCGUCCUCCAACUCCUCGGCCUCCUCAGCGGGCGCCUCCUCCUUCGUUAGUCCUGGCAGCGACCGAGCCAACACUUACGUCUCACCUGGCUCUGAUGCUGGCUCGACAGGCGUUGGUUCCCCCGGUGCCAGCCUGUCCUCGGGGGUCGGGCACAGCGGGACGGGGGGCGACGGCAGCGAGGUGUCCUGCGCGGGCUGUUCGAAUCCCAUCAACGACCGCUUCUACCUACGGGCGGUGGAGCGGAAAUGGCAUGCGAACUGUCUGCGCUGCGUCAUCUGCCAAAACUCCCUCGACGACGCGGUGACGUGCUUCGCCAGGGAGGGACAAAUAUUCUGCCGCGACGAUUAUCACAGGUGUUUCAGCAUCAGGCGGUGUGCUCGCUGCUCCCAGAACAUCAGCAGCUCCGAGCUCGUCAUGAGGGCGCGCGAGUUCGUCUACCACGUGCAGUGCUUCACGUGCGCCCACUGCCACGUGCAGCUCACCAAGGGGGACCAGUUCGGCAUGAGCGGCCCCGUCAUCUACUGCAGGGACCACUUCCAGAUGUCCACCCUGCUGGAGAGCGGCUACGUCACCCCCAUGGGCAUGCCCCCUGGUGCCCUACCCGGCGGACCCCUUCCCCCGGGCCCCCACCCCAUGGCCCACCACCCCCUGCACCCCCACCUGCCCCCCGAGAUGCUGCAGGGCUACCCGCCGCCGGAGCAUGGGGGGCGCCUUCCCUGCUUCAACGGGGUGGGCUCGCACGGGAAGGGGCGCCCCAGGAAGAGGAAGCCCAAGGAUGAAACGAUGGACACCAACAUGAGUGAGUAUAUCCCCGGCGGCUACGACCUUGAGGGAGCUUACGGGCCCUUGGGAACCCCCUGCCAAAGCGUGCGGACCAAGAGGAUUCGAACCUCCUUCAAGCACCACCAGCUGAGGACCAUGAAGAGCUAUUUCGCCAUCAACCACAACCCCGACGCCAAGGACCUCAAGCAGCUCUCCCAGAAGACGGGGCUGUCCAAGAGAGUGUUGCAGGUGUGGUUCCAGAACGCCCGGGCGAAGUGGCGGCGACAAAUGGUUUCCAAAGACCCCAAGGCGCUGUCCGGCGGCGAGGGCGGCCUGGGCGACAGCCAGCAGGGCGGCGAGAGCUCGGCGGGGGAGUACCCGAACACGCCCUCGGUGCCGCCCUCCGCCAUGAGCCCCGAGGAAGGGAACAGCUCGCAGAUCUCGUACCAGCAGAUGUUCUGACACCUGUCCUCGCAGGCUGACGCUCACCUGCCGCAGCCGCCCCCGCUGGCCGCCCAGAUGCUCCUGCCCCUCCAGCAGCCCUUCUCGCGCCCGCUGCUCAUGGAGGACCACGCCUCGUCCUCCUCCACGUCCCCCGGCGGCCUCCCUCAUCCCCUCAUGGGCCAGGGCGCCUUCCCGCUACUCUCCUUCCCCGCGGCGGGGGAGGAGGUGGAGGACGAGUCUCUCUUCAGCACUGACGACCAAGCCUCCAGCCAGGACGACUCCAUGUUCCUGGGCAUGCGCUCGCCCAGCUCCCUGGCCGGCGCCCUCGCCAGCCACUCCCCCGACAAGAAGGAGGAGGCGGCGGAGGAAGAGGAGGAGGAGUUUGAGGACGCGGCGAGCGGUAAGGGCGGCCACAGUCCCGGCGGCCAGACCUACCAGGAACUGUACUAGUGGCUGCCGGGGCGGCGCCCACCCGGCAGCGGCCAGGCGGGGCCGCCCUACCGCUGGGCCGCGCGCCACCGCAGCCGCCGCCGCCCGUGCGUGCAGACUUUGUGAGGUCCGGCGCAGUGACUUGCUUCAAGCAUUACAAACAAAGUUCUUUAUAUUGCCAGUCUAUUUAUUGAUAUGAUACGUCAGUGUAGCACUUACGCCCGCCGGGCCGCGGCCGGCGGGGAUUCCAGCGUUUCCAUAUCUCUUAGUCUGUAACUCAGCGGCGUCAACACGCUUCGUCACACAAACACUCGCUUCUCAUGUUCUUCUAAGAAGACCUUCCUAAACCAAAUCUGUGGAGAUUCCCUCGCCCCCGAGGAGCCGCGGGCCACGAGGCGCCCUGCCCGGCACCCACACCUGCAGCCUGUCGCAGCCUGCCCUGGUCUGCCACGGCCCGGUCCGGGCAGCCGGGAGGGCGCGUGGCCCAGCCGGCUCCCUCGGCUCCUCCGUGCGGCUCGCCAGGCGGCUGUCCCAAGGGCAGCGCCCCCCGCCGCCCCGGGCCGCGCGCCGCGCCUCGUUCAUGUUGGAUGUCUCUCUGGUGACUGGAUGUGUAGGUGUACAGUGUAUCAUAUGUGUCAAUGUGACGCGAGCCUCCCCCUCACCCUGGGGCCCGCCGCCGCGGGCUGCCGACGCCACAGACUGUCCGCCAGACUGGACCUCCGCCACGCCCGCCACGGGGCACGCCAAACCCACCCACCUCCCACCCACCCCGCGACGCCCAGCAGCCCGUCGCCGCCACCCCAGGGACCCCCCUCCCCUCACGCCUCGGGAAGUGCACAGUCACACGACUCACCCAGCGCAGCCACUCUCCUCCCACACCCACCAGGCCCCCAUUACCCCCCGACACACACACACACACACACACAUCAUGAGGGAGACAUUUGUGAAGCGUCUCCCUGAAGCAGGACUCCCUUGACUUUUGCCAGUGUUCAUCACGAGAACGAGACGAGAACUUGACCAAUGACCAGUUCGAGACGCGACGACGCCACACGAGCGACUCGACUUCCGGUGAUGACAGACAGUGAUAAAACUAUGAACGAAAAUGCGAGACAGAAAGACAGACACGAUGAAAGGUAGAGACGAGAAGACCGCUGUAAAAGUAGAUGUGUAUAUCUGUAUGUUUGUAUGUAGCGUGAAGAUAAGAUAAACGUGUCUAUUUCCAGAGAUAAAAACUGAUUUAUUUCCCGAGAAGAUACACGAGAGAGAGAGAGAGAGAGAGAGAGAGAGAGAGAGAGAGAGAGAGAGAGAGAGAGAGAGAGAGAGAGAGAGAGAGAGAGAGAGAGAGAGAGAGAGAGAGAGAGAGAGAGAGAGAGAGAGAGAGAGAGAGAGAGAACGAACGAAAGCAAGAAAGGAAGAGGAAUGUAGAUAAAUAAAGAAAAAAUGUAGAUAAGUAGAUUGAUAGAAAGAUAGACAAAGAAAAAGAAAGUAGAUAUAUAAAUAGGAAGUUAGAAAGACAAAAAGAAAACAAGAAAUAUACGUAGAAAGAAAGAAAAAGCGAAGUUAAUCAAUAAAGAGAGAAAAGAAAGGCAAAAAAGAGGGAAGUACUUAAAACAAAAGAGAGGGUAGUACUUAAAACACACACUCACACACACACACACACACACACACACACACACACACACACACACACACACACACACACACUCCCCCUUCCCCCCCAGCAAAUCACAACCCAUUCAACCAACCAACCAAGAAAAAAUCAACCACCACCUACAUUUCGGGACUCGGGAGGAUGAUGAGGGUAGCCCUUAAAACAAAAACACACAAACACAAUCUCCACAUCCCCCCAAGCAAGACAAAACUCAUCCAAACAACCAACUAAGAAAACAACAAAAACAACCAAGAUUUCGAGGUUCGGGAUGAUGAUGAUGAUGAUGGUGAUGAUGGUGAGGGAAGUACUUAAAACAACAACAACAAACGCAAACACAAUCUCCACCUCCCCCAAUCAAGACAAAACUCAUCCAAACAACCAACUAAGAAAAAAACAAAAACAACCAAGAUUUCGAGGUUCGGGAUGAUAAUGAUGAUGAUGAUGGUGAUGAUGGUGAGGGAAGUACUUAAAACAACAAAAACACACAAACACAAUCUCCACAUCCCCCCAAUCAAGACAAAACUCAUCCAAACAACCCAAACAAAAACAGCAACAAAAACAACCAAGAUUUCGAGGUUCAGGUUGAUGAUAAUGGUGAUGAUGAUGGUGACUGAAGUACUUAAAACAACAACAACAAACACAAACACACACUCCACCUCCCCCUGCAAACAACAACCGAUCAACAAACCCAAACAAACAAACAAAAAAACAACCACCACCCAAAUUUCGGGGGUCGGGAGGAGGGUGGCCCGCUGCCCCUGCCACCAAGUCUAUCUAGGUAGCGUGAUUCACCUCCGUGUUGCUCUCCUGCUCUGUACAAAUUAUCCUUUAUCUUUCAAAGUCAAUAAAUCGUCUAAUUUUA